UCACUGGUCACCACUUCACAGCUGUAUGCGAGAGAAUGUUUCGAAGCUCUCUUAUUAUUCUCUACUACUCUAUCCUAUACCGCUGUGUGGAAAAGAGAUCGCAAAGCAUGGAGGGCGGGGCUUGAGCUAAGACAUACGAAACGCUCUGACUGCUUGCAUGGUCAGCCAAAUGUGAGAGAGAAAAGAACAAGUAUAAAUCAUUUUCUUAAGAAAAAUAAAAUCAACACAACUCUUGUUUACCGUAUCUCCUCAAAUGCAUAACAAAAGAGUUCGUCGAUCGGUGUAGACGUGCGCGCGUUAUCUGUGAAAGAAUGAGGAGAUUUAAUUUGGGGUUGUUGGAAGUGGAAUAUGUGUAAUACGUCACAAAUGUGGAUCUACGCAUAAAUGAAUGAAUGAGUGGUUUUAAAUUGUGUCUCAAUAAAAUCGUAAAAGUGUUCGAAAUACCCGUUAUACCACACAAUGCUGAAGUAUAGUGAUAAAUGAUAAAUGAAGAGAAGAUAAUCCCAAUCGUAGUGCUGAAAGUGCUGAUGAAAUAUAUCCAGUUAUAUUCAUGAAAUUUGGAAAAUGAGUUCAUUUCUAAUGGGUUACCCGCACCACUUUCAAUCAAUGGGAAUAAAUAUUGAGCCCAAGUUUCCACCAAGUGACGAAUAUAGUUUUCAUAAUGGUUAUAAUAAUGUAAAUGGUAUUACACAAAACGGAAAUGAAUACUUACAUCACCCAACGAGUGAACUAACACCGCAUAGCUCUGGAGCCAACAAUGGAAAUAAUUACAACAGUUAUUCACAUGGUAUGAGUGGACAUUAUUACCACCAUCACCAUCAUCACCACCAUCAUAAUGGAUACACGUCUCCGGUACAAAUGCAUCCGACAGCUUCGAUACCCACGCCUGCAGCAAUUGUACAACCUUCAACACCAUCGAGCAGUUCAACGCCAAAUGAAAGUAAUGGAUACGUGUCAAAUACAUAUUAUCCAUCAUAUUACAAUGGUAGUGGACAUCAGCCUUUAAUGGAUGUUCCGCUACAAUGUCCUGGAAGUGAAAUUAGCAAUACGGCUUUAGGAUUACAAGAAUUAGGUUUAAAAUUAGAUAGGCGAAUAGAGGAAGCAGUACCUGCUGGGCAACAACUUCAAGAACUUGGAAUGAGACUGAGAUGUGAUGAUUUAGGAUCCGAUCAGGAUGAAUAUCUAGAUGAAGAACAAAUGAUGAUGGAUAGAUCACCUGACGAAACGGAAUCAAACGAUGGAGAACUGGACGAACUGGAUUCUGAUAAUGAUCUCGGCGACGAUAUGAUGAACACCACUAGUGACGGGGAACGAAUUAUUUAUCCAUGGAUGAAAAAAAUUCACGUUGCUGGUGUUGCGAACGGCUCAUACCAACCGGGAAUGGAACCGAAACGCCAACGUACAGCCUACACGAGACAUCAAAUUUUAGAAUUGGAGAAAGAGUUCCAUUACAACCGCUAUCUCACCCGGCGACGGAGGAUAGAAAUAGCCCACACACUGGUACUGUCAGAGCGACAGAUUAAAAUAUGGUUUCAAAAUCGGCGGAUGAAGUGGAAGAAAGAUAACAAACUACCCAAUACGAAAAAUGUACGAAAGAAAAGCGGUGAUCAAGGUAAGAACAACGCCGCGUCCAACCCAACAGGCGGUACAGGAAAAAAGGGUCGCAAAACGAACUCGUCAAGCUUAUCAAACGCGAAGAAGCAAAUGAGUCUUCAAAGUGAAUGCCUUCGUACUGAGAGCCUUGAAAGCAUGACGGACAUUCAUAAUUCAUUGAAUGGAAGUAAUCUUGGUUCAGUUCCUUACAUUUCUGCGUCCGACGUAACCGGAGUGUUGCCCACAAAUUCCAGCAAUAAUAAUAACAACCAAGAGUCGUCGUCUCACGGUCAACAACAUCAACAGCCUGCAGCACCACCACUAUUGAAUAGCUCCGCGACCACCAAUAAUGUGAAUAGCACCGGUGUCCAUUCCAUUAGUAUUAAGCACGACUAUGAUCUCACUGCUCUAUAGGAAAAUAUU
Molecule: messenger RNA, 2016 nt
Organism: Aedes albopictus (Asian tiger mosquito)
Lineage: Eukaryota; Metazoa; Arthropoda; Insecta; Diptera; Culicidae
Gene: Dfd
Product: homeotic protein deformed
Exons: 5
Coding region: 565-2007 (480 amino acids)
Biological process (GO): positive regulation of transcription by RNA polymerase II; anterior/posterior pattern specification
Cellular component (GO): nucleoplasm; nucleus
Molecular function (GO): DNA-binding transcription factor activity, RNA polymerase II-specific; RNA polymerase II cis-regulatory region sequence-specific DNA binding
Source: RefSeq, a predicted model, not a curated record